Molecule: messenger RNA, 3942 nt
Organism: Echinops telfairi (small Madagascar hedgehog)
Lineage: Eukaryota; Metazoa; Chordata; Mammalia; Afrosoricida; Tenrecidae
Gene: PTPN21
Product: protein tyrosine phosphatase non-receptor type 21
Exons: 17
Coding region: 1-3021 (1006 amino acids)
Biological process (GO): protein dephosphorylation
Cellular component (GO): cytoskeleton
Molecular function (GO): protein tyrosine phosphatase activity
Source: RefSeq, a predicted model, not a curated record
AUGGAGUCCCUUUGUGCCGCUGCCUCCGCGCAGGUCACUUACUUCAGCCUCUGGUACUACAACAAGCAGAGCCAGCGCCGCUGGGUGGAUCUGGAGAAGCCGCUGAAGAAGCAGCUGGAUAAAUACUCGCUGGAGCCCACCGUGUACUUCGGCGUGGUCUUCUACGUGCCCUCCGUCUCGCAGCUGCAGCAGGAGAUUACCAGGUAUCAGUAUUAUUUGCAGCUGAAGAAAGAUAUCUUGGAAGGAAACAUUCCCUGUACACUAGAACAAGCAGUUCAGCUAGCAGGCUUAGCUGUUCAAGCUGAUUUUGGUGACUUUGAUCAGUAUGAAUCUCAAGACUUUCUUCAGAAAUUUGCCCUGUUUCCUGUGGGCUGGUUACAAGAUGAUAAAGUAUUGGAAGAAGCAACCCAAAAGGUGGCCUUACUACAUCAGAAAUACAGAGGGCUCCCAGCCCCUGAUGCGGAAAUGCUGUACAUGCAGGAGGUGGAGCGGAUGGACGGCUAUGGUGAAGAGAGCUACAAUGCCAAGGAUAGCCAAGGGAGCGACGUCCACGUCUGCGCCGGCCUGGAGGGGAUCCUCGUGAAGCACAAGAGCGGGCGGCCACCGCUGACCUUCAGGUGGUCUGACAUCACCAACAUGUCCCACAACAAGGCCUUCUUUGCUUUAGAGCUGCCCAGUAAAGAGGACACCGUCCAAUUUCAAACCGAAGACAUGGAAACAGCAAAAUACGUGUGGAGACUGUGUACUGCCCGGCAGAAGUUUUACAGACUGAACGAGUGCAGCCUGCAGACACAGCCUGUGACAGUGAACCCAAUUAGGAGGAGGUCUUCGUCAAGGAUGUCGCUGCCUAAGCCCCAGCCUUACGGGAUGCCCCCCCCACCCCAGCUGCAUUAUAAUGGACACUAUACAGAACCAUAUACUUCUUCCCAAGAUAACCUCUUCGUGACCAACCAGAAUGGGUACUACUGCCACUCGCAGACGAGCCUGGAUCGCGCCCAGCUGGAGCUCGGCGGCCGCCUGCGGAACGGCAGCGUGUACAGCGCACACAGCGCCAGCUCCUUGAACAACGCGGCGGCGCCCUGCCUGCAGCCCUCGCCCGUGUCCUCCAACCCCAGCAUCACCGGCAGCGACAUCAUGAGACCGGACUACGUCCCCUCGCACCGGCACAGCGCCCUGAUCCCGCCCUCCUACCGCCCCACCCCGGACUACGAGACGGUGAUGAAGCAGCUCAACCGCGGGGCGCUCCACGCCGCCGAGCGGCAGAGCCACUCGCUGCGCAACCUCAGCCUGGGCAACUCGUACGCGUACAGCCGGCCCGACGCGCUGGUCUACAGCCAGCCCGAGAUCCGCGAGCACGCGCACUACCCCUCGGCCCAGUCGGCCCACUCGCCCUUCACCCUGAACUACAGCUUCCACCGCCAGUCCCCCUACCCGUACCCCGCCGAGCGGCGGCCCGUGGUGGGGGCGGUCAGCGUGCCUGAGCUCACCAACGUGCAGCUCCAGGCCCAGGACUACCCGGCCCCAAACAUCAUGAGGACCCAGGUCUACCGCCCGCCGCCCCCCUACCAGGCCCCGCGGCCGGCCAACAGCACCCCUGACCUGUCCCACCACCUCUACAGCAGCAGCAGCAACCCGGACCUGAUCACCCGGCGCGUCCACCACUCGGUGCAGACCUUCCAGGAGGACAGCCUGCCGGUGGCCCACUCCCUGCAGGAGGUCAGCGAGCCCCUCACCCUGGCCCGCCGCGCGCACCUGCACAAGAGGAACAGCAUCGAGAUCGCGGGGCUGCCGCCCAGCUUCGAGGGCCUGCGCCUGAAGGAGAGGACCCUGUCCGCCUCCGCCGCGGAGGUGGCCCCGCGGGCCCUGGCCGCCGGCUCCCAGCCCUGCGUCUUCCCCGAUAGAACAGCCCCAGAAGAGACGGCCCCGCCGGAGAGCCUGAGGUUCGGCCACAAGAAGUCUCUCUCCGACGCCACCAUGUUGAUCCACAGCAGCGAGGACGACGAGGGGAUGAAAAAGAGUCGAGGAGUCGAUGGGAAAAAACUUGGCCCUCUGAAGCUGGCUGCCCUGAACGGACUCUCUCUGUCUCGCCUGCCUUUACCUGAUGAAGGAAAGGAAGUGCCUUCCCGAGCCACCAAUGAUGAAAGGUGCAAAAUUCUGGAACAGCGGUUAGAACAGGGUAUGGUGUUCACAGAAUAUGAAAGAAUUCUUAAGAAACGGCUAGUUGACGGGGACUGUUUGACAGCAAGGCUCCCUGAGAAUGCGGAAAGAAAUCGGUUCCAAGAUGUCCUUCCUUACGACAGUGCCAGAGUGGAGCUGGUCCCAACUAAAGAAAACAAUACCGGAUACAUCAAUGCGUCGCAUAUUAAGGUUGCUGUCAGUGGAAUUGAGUGGGACUACAUUGCCACUCAGGGACCCUUACAGAACACGUGUCAGGACUUCUGGCAGAUGGUGUGGGAACAGGGAAUUGCCGUUAUCGCGAUGGUGACGGCAGAAGAGGAGGGUGGAAGAGAGAAGAGCUUCCGGUAUUGGCCGAGACUCGGCUCUAGGCACAACACCGUCACCUAUGGAAGGUUUAAGAUCACCACGCGCUUCCGCACCGAUUCCGGCUGCUAUGCCACCACAGGCUUGAAGCUGAAGCACCUUCUCACGGGCCAGGAGAGGACAGUCUGGCAUCUCCAGUACACAGACUGGCCGGAGCAUGGCUACCCAGAGGACACCAAGGGGUUUCUGUCCUACCUUGAAGAGAUCCAGUCGGUUCGACGCCAUACCAACAGCACCAGUGAACCUAAGAGCCCCAGCCCACCGUUACUGGUGCACUGCAGCGCCGGCGUUGGGAGGACCGGCGUGGUGAUUUUGUCCGAGAUCAUGAUUGCCUGCCUGGAGCACAAUGAGGUGCUGGAUAUCCCACGGAUGCUGGGCAUGCUGAGGCAGCAGCGGAUGAUGAUGGUGCAGACCCUCUGCCAGUACACGUUUGUGUACCGAGUCCUCAUUCAGUUUCUGAAGAGCUCCAGGCUCAUCUAAGUUCCCAGGCUGCUUCUGGGGACCCGAGCGUGUGAAGGGCCUACAGCUGGGAGGGAAAGGAAAACCAGAGGCCUCUUCUGACUCAGACUUCCUCCUGGACAUGCAGUGCCUGCCGAGCGAUUCCUGGGACGUGGGCGGUUCAGUGUGAGGGGCAGGGCGCCCAGGGGGGUGUGUACAGCGCUCCCGGCUGAGGAAGGACGGGGUGGACCACGUGGUGUGCAGACGGUGCCCUGCUUCUCUGCGCUGUCAGGUCUGCCUGCGCUGUCAGGUCUGCCUGCACUCUGUGCGCACCUCUCGGAAGGAGGCCGUCUUUUCUAGCUGAUUCUUUCUCUGGCUGAGACGAUGCUGGGUGAUCCUGGCAACCAUCGAGGAGUUGUUUUUUAAAACUAGUUUUUGAUCAUGGGGUUUUCCAACUGAAAUACUGAGAGGCUUUUUUUUUUUUUUUUAGGGAGGAAUGGAAUGUUCCAGGAGGAUUCCAUCCUCCCUGUUGGGCUUUAUAUUUGAAACCACACUAUUAUCUUUUGUCCUUUUUAAAAAUGCCUUGAGUACUUAUGGGCUAGUUCUCAAACCCCACACUAUAAAGAGAAUCUAAAGGUAUUAUUUUGAAACAUAGGAUUUUCAUAUUCAGAAAAUUUUUUUAUCCUAAAGAUUUCUCUAUAUUUGUACUUUCUAUAUUUUCCACUCAAGAGCUCAACUCAUGAAGAUGCUGAAGUGAGUCAGUUAAUUGUAUGGGGAAGUCGGGAGUGAAGGCGCACUGUUUAAAAUGCCGGAGAAUAAUCAAUUGCUUUGUUUUUUUCCCCGUAUUAUCUGCACACCUAAAUGAGUUUGACUUUAUUCGUUGACAAUGGAGUGGAGAAACAAUUGCAUAUGAUGGUUUUAAGCACUUUUUUUUGUUCAGAGCAAUACAUUUGAGCUUUUAUA